AAGAAGUAUAACCGUUUGAUGAAAACAAGAGGUAAAAGCCUAUUAUGUACAAUAAUAUUUAUUCAUAUACUAAGUCUGAGCUAUAAGCAGAGUUAUAGCAUUUAGCGUAGCAGUAAUAAUGUAGACAUACCGAGCAUAAGUCACCACCACCAUGAAUUUAGGAAACAUCCGCUAUCACAACCCCGCAUUUUAUUAUAUCAUCAUCAUCAUUAAGGUUUAGUUGACAGGAUUUUGAAUUUUGCUUUGUAUUUGCACAACUUUUAAAAAUAUUAUUAUAAUCCUCACAAAUAAUGCAUGCAGAUGGACCAAGCUUGA
Paramecium octaurelia is the source of this 315-nucleotide messenger RNA. The record is from the annotation of a GenBank genome assembly. NCBI's taxonomy places the organism in Eukaryota, Ciliophora, Oligohymenophorea, Peniculida, Parameciidae.